This is a messenger RNA of Penicillium cosmopolitanum, 2613 nucleotides long. RefSeq lists its product as uncharacterized. The record is from RefSeq and is a predicted model, not a curated record. NCBI's taxonomy places the organism in Eukaryota, Fungi, Ascomycota, Eurotiomycetes, Eurotiales, Aspergillaceae. The coding region runs from base 1 to 2613 and encodes 870 amino acids. The transcript has 3 exons.
AUGUUGUCGGCUCCCGUUAAAUCGGCGAAGCGCAUCUCUUCUCUCUUCUCCUUGAGUUCUCAUAAGGAGCAGAACGCCAACGGGCCUCCAGCUCCUUCUCCAGGUUUAAACUCUCCAUCCGACUUUUCGCAGGAACGCCGGCGACGAAGCAGCUCCCGCCCGACUCGUCAUGUCUCAACUCCCAAUGCUCUCUCUUCUUCGGAACCAAGGACAGUCCCCCAUCCGGAGCCAUUCGACCUCCCACCACCACCAUCCUUGCUCGCCGUCAACCAUGAUUUGGCCGCCAGUGCCCCGAGUUCGCCCAUCGAUCGUCCAGGCAGUAGGGGUCGGGAUGUGAGCUUGAGCCGCCCCUCAAGUUCCGCUGGGUUGGCCAUCCCGGGUUCCGCGCCAGACUCCCGCCCGAGCACGCCAUCAAAACGUCGGAGUUGGAUGCCGGGAAUGGGAGCUCGGUCGCGGGCGGGUUCAAUGGACAGACGGGUGCCCCCGCCAAUGCUCCCAGGAGCCUGGAUCGCAGGACUGGACCAAAAGGUGGUUUAUGAUAUGGGUCCCUUGUCCAGAGGUGAACAGGUCUCGGAACUCUGGAAUGAGCAAGGAGAUACAUACGUCUAUUUGUUCCCUCAAAACACGGGCCGCCCGGCGUCAUUCAAGGUCGAUUCCACCAUCUUCGCUGAAUCCCCUUCUCUGAACCAUCUCUGCCGCGGAGCCGACUCGAAAUCCAAUGGCCUCGAACAACCCACCCGUUCGCUAUCCCUCGGCAACCCGAUAUCGCCCCCCCUUGACACCGCAGGACCGGAUGAAGAUCAAGAGCUGCAUCUUUAUCUGCCGAUCCCGCUGAACAGUGAUGUCUCGAACCUGAGUUGCCGCCUCACCCAGGAGGAUACAGAGACUUUGCUUCUCUUCCGCAACCUGUUUGCUUUCCUCCUCGGACAGUCCCUCAUCGCUAGUCCCAAAUCAGCUACCCUUUUCAGUAUUUUCAUGGACGUUGCCGUCCUCCUCGCACGCUUCGAAUUCAGCAACCUGGACGGAUCGAACUUUGGUGAGACUGCUACUUCGAGCUUUAGCAACUACUGCGAUGAACUGCGCCUGGCCGAUGUUCGGAAGAGUCGCGAGAAGACUAUUGAGGCCAUCGUCCUUGGCGAGAGACUGCGCUACUACCCUCUGUACGUCGAGGGAUUUGUACACGGUGUUGGCAAGCUGGAUGAGAUCAAGCAGCUUCGAAGCCCUAAAUUCACAUUUAUCCACCCGAUUACCCAAAAGCGCCUGGAGCGUGGUUUCAUCGAUCUGGACUCCCGUCUACGGGGCCUUUACGGAAAGCUCGAAGACUUUGAUUUCCCUUCUGUCUUCUCUGGUAUCGCAAACUCCACCACCUCAGCCGAAAGCAAGGUUGUGCGCUUCAAGACCUGGAAAUCUGCCUUCCUUGAAUUCCGUCGUUUCACCAUGAGCUUCUACCGCACCAAGUAUGGCUCUUGGCCACCCAAGGCUCGCUCCAAGAAGAAUGAGUUUGAAGAGAGCGGCCUGAACCGUCAGCUUCUGCUCGACUUGUAUCGGGACUUCUGUGAUCUCUACGAUAUGUUGGUCGACCGCACUGACCUCACGACUCGCACAAUCGAUUUAUCUGGUGCGGGUGGUGACGCGAAGUCCACAGACCACAAGGAUGUGACCGUCCGCGCUGUUCGCCAGGUGCUCAGUGAAUACGAUCGCAGCACUCCACCCGUCCUCCCGCCCAUCCCCUUCGAUAUUCCGCAGAUGCCUAAUCUGCAGCCUCUGCACCGAAAGCCCCUCGACGCCAAGAAAGAGGCUAAGCAGCGCGGGAAGAAGCUGAAGAGUUCUGAUACCAACGCUGUCCUGAUGGGCUCUUACACCCGCGAGAGCAUUCGCAGCACUCAGUUCAUCGAAGAGUUCAUGAAGUUCGAGCGACGCUGCGCCCACGGCAAGACUGUCGACGAUUUGGUCGAUAUGCGUUGUGGCCAGUGGAUCUUCCUCUACUCCGUCAUCCAGUCUAUGCCGAUGUUGACCGUGGAUGUCCCCGAGGUCCAGUUCAACCAGGGAGUUGAAUACUUCCUCUGUAUCGCACCCCGUGGUGGUGCACCUUGGAUCCAAAAUGACACCAAGACUGCUCGCAGCUGGUUCGGUGUUGCCGGUGGUGCAGGUGUGGUCAGUCUCCCCUCCGACGUGGUGAUCAAUGGUGUGGAAGGCGUCUACCGUCGUAGCCACUGCUGGCAACUUGCCGAGCAAUGGGCCGAAGCUGGUGCUCUCCUCCCGCCGCCGAAUGUCGAAGAUGCAUACGAAGAAAACGAAUCGUCCAUCUCCUCGCCCUACCCGGCCCAGCAGUCCUCGGCCGGAUCUUCUUCAGACCCACAGCCCGGAUCCGCGCUGGGCGUUCAUGGCGGUCUCACCCCGCCACCCCCAGCAAUCCCGCGCACCCGAUCUCCCGGUGCUGCGAACCGGGCCGAGCACCGACACUCCAUCUAUCCUGGCCUUGAAGCACUGCCGUUGCCGGCAGGCAUCGCUCCCAUUGAGCCUCCUGCUCGCCCCAUUAGUCGCUUCAACCCCAACAUGAGCUUCGACGACAUCUUGCGUGAAGUUCCUGACAAGAACAAGAAGAAGCGCUAG